AACCGCCACGGCUGCUAAGGAGCCGAGCUGGGUGGCUGCGAGCAUCAGGGUCCAGGGUCCCCCCUAUCCUGGCCCGUCUUAUGAUUUCUCCUGAGGGAUAACCGCUGAGCGGGACCGUGUCUCCAAGGCUGAUCCUUUCCUGAUAAGCCAGCUGCCAAGUCUCCAGCGCAAAGACAAAAGAGUUUUUCUCUCCCCAGCAGGUUUUUCUGCUGUGAAUGACAGAGGAAGGGGGAAAAGCGAGCUGCCUGGCAAUCCUCCUGGGCGAGAGGUUUCGGGGGCUCCUUCCCCCCUGCUGUGCUGGCAAACCAUGGAGCUUUUCAGGCUGAGCCUGGGCUGUAUUUGCCUCCUCCCUUGGCUUGAGGGCCAUUUACAAUGUCUGGUGCUCAGAAGACAUGUCUACCUCAGACAUGCCCACUACUAAACCAUGCUUUGAUUGUACUGCAGUAGCAGAGGGACAAGGCUUCCUCAUAAGGAACACCCGGCUGGAAAAGUGCAUUCGUGUCUCCCACCAUGAGACCAACGCCAUCAGCUUGACCGACUGCAAGGUGCUGUCCCAGCAGCAGCAGUGGAGCUGGGAUCCCACCACUGGGACCAUCAUCAGCCUUCAAACGAAGCAGUGCUUGUCAGCCCACAAGAUGCGGGAGAAUGCCCUGGUCAAGCUGGAGCCCUGUGGGGACUGGGAACGCCAGGCAUGGUCCUGCAGCAAGAAGGGGCACUUGACUCUGCAGAGCUUGGGCUUCUACCUCAGCACCAAGGAAGGAGGCCACAAGGUCUUUGUCUCAAGGGAGAAGGACAAAUUCAGCAGAUGGAAGACUUUAGAAGAUGAAACCAUCUGUGCUGCUGCCCGGGCAGCAGCUCUGACGCCCAGCAAACCAACACAACAAGGUGUUGACACACGUGUGUGGAUCUAUGAAACUAAAACCAUCGAUUCAUCAAAGACAGAUGCCAUGGACAGAGAACCUUCUGUGAGCUUGACUGACCCACCACUGGCUAACAGAUUUAACAGCACAAUGUCUCCAGCGAAGACCAAACAGGCACACCUCCCAGCAAAUGAGGAUGCAGCCCACAAUCACUCUAAAAAGCAUCAUGGAAAUCGAGGAAAAAAUGCUGGGGCCAGGCUUGCAGGUACCAACUGGAAGACGGCCAUGCUGGUCCUCAGCCCCUUGGCAUUCAUACUGGGAUUGAUAAUACUGACACUCAAUGUUCAUUACAACAAGAAGAAGAAAAUCCUCUCUGCUCUGAAGAGCUCCCCAGCCAACGGCAGCAGAGCUGAUUUACGGGAGCCACCUCCCUUGCGAAGAGGUCCCCAGCCAUACCUUCCACCCUCUCGCUCCCCUUCCUUGAGGCAUGGAGAGAUCCUCAUUGAGUGGAAAGAUGGGACUGUCACCCCUCUCUUUGACAAUGCCAAUUAUCAAAUGGACUAGCUCCAAAAAAACCAGAGCUGUUGUUCCAUCCCUUGUCACUCUUCCCACAAGGGAAAGUGCCACCAUGGCCAAUCUCCUCCCUAGCCUUGCUGUUUCGACAGGGAGUUGUAAGCACUGUUUGGGGAUUUUUUUAACACUUGAGAACAAUCGCCUUGCACAGCACAAGGUUGAAGCAAAGCAGAGCAGAUUGCUUGGUUUGUAUAGGCACACGCUGCUUAGCUCUUCCAGAGCUGAUUUAACCCGUAGCAAAACCCAGAAUUAGCUCAACGAAGCCAAGACUCUCGCCAGCUGCAACUGUCCAUUGCCCUGAAAUUCUAGUUACCGAGCACAUGACAAAGUAAAUCCUUGGAGACAAGGUGUAAGGUGAAAAAUAGAGCUCCUGAUGAUCCUUAAAUGCUUUUUUAAGACGUAACUAGCUGCCAACAGAGACAGAAGGUUGUCAGUUACUUUGUCAACGUGAGAACAUAACUAAUAAGCACUGCCUUCAGGAGUCUAAAUCCUCCAGAUAUCUGCCAAAAUACUCCCCCCACUAAGUUAUCAAUUAAGUAAAAGCAAGUCAUUUUUCUAACUUAAAAGGUAGCAGCACUCCAUCAUCCUCUCUGCAUCACUGCAAGACCCCUGCUGAGAGAGUAUGCAUCUCUUAAAAUAUUUCCAUAUUUAGAAUGUAUUAAACCUUAUUAUAAUGCACAUCCUCUUUCUUUAUGUACAAUGACAAGUAACCUUGGUGAUGUUUGUUGGGGAUACUACAUUAUCGAGCCAUUUUAUACCAGCUUCAGUCUCUGAUUUCCUGUAGUCACAUGGAAUAGUCAAUAAACAGAUACUGCUCCUUUCUAGAGCAGUAAUACAGGUUUGUUUUUUUUCUAGAAAGCAGUCAGGCACCAAUUUCAGCCUUUACACUUCUUCCUUAAAUAUAAUCACCUGUGACUGUCACACUCAAUCCUGAUCUCUCAGUGAAACUUGGAAUGUCUCAGUGCUUUCCUAAUAUUAAUGAAUUUAUGCUUUCCUUUUUUUCUGAUCUUGUGAUGAUAUAAACUGUAAUCAUGCCAAUAAAUCAGGAAUUAUAUGGAGAAAGAAAUUCUAACACCAAAAAAUUACAAGUAUGAGCUGUAUCAGUAUAUUUGUUCAGCAGUGCAAGGAAAACCGUAUCUCAACACGUCUCUUACUCAGACUAAAACAACACUUUUCACUUUACCUAAAUUGACUUGUGCCAUUUCAGUGGAGCUUCGACUUCUGUAGAGUUUGAUUUUAUUUAACCUAAGGCAGAAGAAAGAUGCCUAGGGAAUUUAAAGUCUCUGAUUUAUUUACUUUUAAUUUUUCCUUUUAAACAUAGAUCCACAGCCUGGUAAAAAGCUAACUGCCACAAGAUGCUAUUAUGACCAAAAACUUAGUUGGUCUCAAGAAAGAAAAUACAAACCUUAUUGGUUCAGGGCAUAAAAAUCAUAGAGGUUGGAAAUAAAUGUCCUCCCCAGAUAGAUUAUUCCAUAAUUAUUUACUGGAAGGUUUCCCACAUGCUUCUUGGGAAAAUAUUUUACUACCAGACAUAGGCAGAGGAAGAACUCUUUCUUCACCAGAGAGCAGUGAGCACAAACAACAUGGUUGGAAUUAAAUUCUGACUUUCCAAUGUUUCCACUUUAAAACAAAUCCAAAGACUUUUGGUUCAAGGUUCCAAACACGUAAGCAUCAUUUUACACACAAGAUUUAUGGGAAUAUGUUCUGUACAUAAAUGGCUCAAAACGCACACGCAGUGCCUCACCAAUUAUCACAGUUACAUCCCUUGUACCUUUUCCACCACAAUUAAGAUGCUCACCUUUGAAGUUUUGUCCAAAGGGCACUUUGCCUUACAAUACAUAGCACUUGUUACUCUCCAAAAUCUUGAUGCACUUUGGGAACACUCUGUAUGCGGUGCCAUUAAAAAGGAAAUAUUUACUUGGA
Messenger RNA from Calidris pugnax (ruff), 3356 nucleotides. RefSeq lists its product as uncharacterized. Bases 393 to 1424 code for a protein of 343 amino acids. The record is from RefSeq and is a predicted model, not a curated record. The transcript is spliced from 6 exons. NCBI's taxonomy places the organism in Eukaryota, Metazoa, Chordata, Aves, Charadriiformes, Scolopacidae.